Andrographis paniculata is the source of this 2556-nucleotide messenger RNA. RefSeq lists its product as uncharacterized. Gene Ontology annotation, cellular component: nuclear pore. The record is from RefSeq and is a predicted model, not a curated record. The transcript has 9 exons. NCBI's taxonomy places the organism in Eukaryota, Viridiplantae, Streptophyta, Magnoliopsida, Lamiales, Acanthaceae. The coding region runs from base 344 to 2416 and encodes 690 amino acids.
UAAUGGUAUGUAUCUAACUCUGCUGUAGUGUGUACAUUGGAAGUUACUCAUUUGCAGGUUUUAGAGAGAGAGACGUGGAGAGCUUGGUCGGCCGCCGGGGAAGAAUCGCCGGCGAUCUCUGCUGCUUCAACUCCGAUGCUGCUGCUUUCCGCGGAAGAUCCGCUUUGUUGCUGUCUGCCAUUGCUAAACUGACAAGCAAAGCUUCAGAUUGUAUUUUAAGGAAGCUCUCCUUUCUUGUGUUUGAUGCGUUGACAAUCAUAUUGUCUUGACUGUAGAGAUCAUCGGUUUCAUAGUUUCUACUCUCUCUCUCUCUCUCUCUUGAAAAGAGAGGGUAAUAGUGAGCAUGAAAGCUGCUGAGAGGCGACGAGGUUCCGACAGCAAAGAAAGAAACCGGGCAGCAAGAACUGAUCCUAGGGACCAUAAGCUGCAAGUAAAGAAUGGUGGCAGAAACUUGAAACCCAAAGAGAUUGAUGCUAAACCAACAUCAACUGACAAACCGCGUACCAAUGCAUUGGCAAGUGAUUUGAAAACUGGUGUAGAUCCCUCGAAAAUUCAUGAAAAUAUGGCCAAAGAUCAUUCGGGAGAUGCAUACAGUCCAGAUGACAAUGAAAACCACAAGAAUACAUCAAGUGCCAUGGUGAUCACUGGUGAAUCUGAUCCAGAGGAUAAUAAUUAUUCCACCUCUUCUCAAGGGGAUUCUCAAGCUUCUGAUGAGGAGAAAACAGAAAACCAAGCCAAGGUUCCUAAAAAGGGAAUUUCAAAUUCCACCAGAAAGAAUUCGACAGAUAAUUUGAAAAAUAUGAAAGUCCAUCCAAAACCUUUAUCUGAUUCCUCAGAAGGGGCUGAUAGCCAAACUAUUGAAGGGAUUAAUACACCCGAAGAUGCAUCGAGUGAUGGAAUAGUCCAUUCUGAGGAAAUUAAUGACCAAGACCAGGUUGCACUGGUUCGAAAGAUUGAGGAAAUGGAGGCCAGAAUUGAAGACCUUGAGAGUGAACUAACAGAAGUGGCAGCUCUUGAAAUUGCACUAUAUUCUGUUGUACCCGAGCACGGUUCCUCUGCACACAAGGUCCAUACACCUGCAAGGCGUCUUUCAAGGAUAUAUGUCUACGCUUGCAAACACACGCCUCGAGAGAAACGAGCAACUGUUGCUAGGAACAUUGUUUCUGGACUAGUUUUAGUCUCCAAAUCCUGCAGCAAUGAUGUUUCCAGGUUAACCUUUUGGUUGUCGAACACUGUUGUUCUGAGGGAAAUCAUAUCUCAAGCAUUCGAAACUUCCUGCCAAUCCAAUGAAGUUGAAACCAAAACUUCAUCCCUGAAAUGGAAGAAUCAUGACUGGCAAGAAACAAGAACCUUCGCUUCUGCCUUGGAGAAAGUCGAGUCGUGGAUAUUCUCACGGAUUGUCGAAUCCAUAUGGUGGCAGACUCUGACUCCGAACAUGCAAUUGCCUGUCAAUUCUUCUACAAAAACGGGUACGAAAAAGUUAUCGGGUCCAUCCCUUUGCGAUCAAGAACAAGGCAAUCUUUCCAUUAGCCUUUGGAAAAACGCCUUCCACGAUUCGCUGAAAAGACUCUGCCCCGUUCGAGCUGGAGGCCAUGAAUGUGGCUGCUUACCAGUUCUUGCACGAAAGGUCAUGGGACAAUGCGUCGGCAGACUAGACGUAGCCAUGUUCAAUGCUAUUCUCCGCGAGUCAGUCCACGAGAUUCCUACUGAUCCCGUGUCUGAUCCCAUUCUUGAUUCCAAAGUUUUGCCGAUUCCUGCAGGAGAUUUGAGUUUCGGAUCCGGUGCUCGACUUAAAAAUGCUGUUGGCAAUUGGGAAAGAUGGCUGUCGGAUUUUCUAGGCAUGGAUACCGACACUUUCGCCGAAGAUGAAAAUAACAACUACGAUUCUAAGGAACCGAAAAUCUUCCCUCUUCUUAAUGCCUUGAGUGAUCUUCUAAUGCUCCCGAAGGACAUGCUCGUUGACAAUACAAUAAGAAUGGAGGUUUGUCCAUCGAUUAGUCUUCCAUUGCUUAAACGAAUACUUUGCAACUUCUCUCCGGAUGAAUUCUUCCCCGAGCCCGUUCCCGGAUCGGUUCUAGAAGCCCUAAAUGUUGAGUGGAUUAGUCUUUCGGGAGAGUCGUUGAGCGACAACAGCUUCCCACACACUGCUCCUCCCGUCGUGUACGCUUUGCCGUCCCCUUGGGAGAUUGCAGAAAAAGUUGCGGAGGCAGGCGUGGGAGGAGUCGAGCAUUCUCAUUUCUCGAGAAGUGCUUCGACGGUGCAGAGGAAGGGAUACACGAGCGAUGAAGAGCUCGACGAACUGGAGUCGUGUCUUACAUCUGUCGUCGACAUAACACCACCGUCGUCGUUGUCGUCGAAAAAUGGAGGUAAUGGCAAUGCCAGGUAUGAUCUCCUUCGCCAAGUCUGGAAAGCUUAGCUUCAUGGUAGAUUUUGAAUUCAUACACAGUAUACAUAUAUACAUAUUUAUACACACACAUACCUCAUCGUAAACUAUCAUCAAUUUCAUAUGUUGUGUAAAUUUUGGGUUCAUUGUAGUUUAUGCCUCGAUCAUCAUUA